AAAGGCUUUUUAGUAAACCUAUUGAUAGAUUAGUCCAUAAUGCCUCCAAAGUUCGAUCCAUCUGAAGUUAAGUACCUUUACUUGAGAGCCGUCGGUGGUGAAGUCGGUGCUUCCUCCGCCUUGGCCCCAAAGAUUGGUCCAUUGGGUUUGUCCCCAAAGAAGGUUGGUGAAGAUAUCGCCAAGGCCACCAAGGACUUCAAGGGUAUCAAGGUUACCGUCAAAUUAACAAUCCAAAACAGACAAGCUACCGCUUCUGUUGUUCCAUCUGCCUCUUCCUUAGUCAUCACUGCCUUGAAGGAACCACCUAGAGAUAGAAAGAAGGAAAAGAACGUCAAGCACUCUGGUAACAUUCCAUUAGAAGAAAUCUUCGACAUUGCUAGACAAAUGAAGGAAAAGUCCUUCGGUAAGACCUUGGCCUCUGUUUCUAAGGAAAUCUUAGGUACUGCCCAAUCCGUUGGUUGUCGUGUUGAAGGUAAGAACCCUCACGACAUCAUCGACGCUAUUAACGCUGGUGAAAUUGAUGUUCCAGAAAACUAAAUUAAUUUAUGUACAAAAGUGUUUUAAUAGGGUUUAAUUGAUAUUUUACGUUCUAG
Molecule: messenger RNA, 593 nt
Organism: Scheffersomyces stipitis CBS 6054
Lineage: Eukaryota; Fungi; Ascomycota; Pichiomycetes; Serinales; Debaryomycetaceae
Gene: RPL12
Product: 60S ribosomal protein uL11
Exons: 1
Coding region: 40-537 (165 amino acids)
Biological process (GO): translation
Cellular component (GO): ribosome; cytosolic large ribosomal subunit
Molecular function (GO): structural constituent of ribosome; large ribosomal subunit rRNA binding
Source: RefSeq, a predicted model, not a curated record